AUGACAAUCCGAUUAGUCAAGGCAGUUGAGGAGGACCUCCCCGCCAUUGCUCGUAUUGCCACUGCUGCUUUCCACCCAAACACCGACGCCUUGUCGCGACGACUGUUUCCCCCUCAUCUACAGCCGAGGGACCUACCCGACGGUGAGGCAGCUUACGACUGGCGCUCCGCGCGCAAAUCCUCCAGUCUUGCAUCGUCAGAGUCACAUCUUGUUGUCGCAGUAGACGACGAGAAAGAGGGCGAUGAGCGAAUUGUCGGAUUCUCACUCUGGGAUGCACCGCCCGCUACAGAGGGUGAGCCUAGCCCUAGCCAGGAGAUAAAAUGCGCAGCUCUCGAUAAGGAAGCAUUCAAUGAGAUGAAGAAGGUUGUGAAUCAGGAUGCGAUCGACACUUUCGGGGAAAAGGGAAUUGCUGGUGUCUGGCAUCUUGAUUACAUUGGAGUCAGUCCCGGCAACCAGAGACGGGGCAUAGGCAAGAUGCUGCUAGAAUGGGGUCUCGAACGUGCUGCGAAAGAGGACAAGGAUUGCUACUUGGUUGCCACCCAGGCAGGACGGCCAUUGUACGAAGAUGCGGGAUUUGAACCUCUUCGUACUGUGUCGAUUCUGGGGAUACCUCACUAUUCUAUGAUUCUUAGACAUCAGCCAUCUUGA
Molecule: messenger RNA, 648 nt
Organism: Fusarium sp. VM40
Lineage: Eukaryota; Fungi; Ascomycota; Sordariomycetes; Hypocreales; Nectriaceae
Source: the annotation of a GenBank genome assembly